Messenger RNA from Bactrocera dorsalis (oriental fruit fly), 1659 nucleotides. RefSeq names its product actin-related protein 3. Gene Ontology annotation, biological process: Arp2/3 complex-mediated actin nucleation. The record is from RefSeq and is a predicted model, not a curated record. Gene Ontology annotation, cellular component: actin cortical patch; Arp2/3 protein complex. Gene Ontology annotation, molecular function: actin filament binding. NCBI's taxonomy places the organism in Eukaryota, Metazoa, Arthropoda, Insecta, Diptera, Tephritidae.
AAUGUUCCUGGUCUCUAUAUCGCCGUGCAGGCUGUACUUGCCCUGGCCGCGAGUUGGGCCGCCAGGCCUGUAGAAGGACGUACACUAACAGGCAUCGUUGUCGAUAGCGGUGACGGCGUAACACACGUUAUACCAGUGGCUGAGGGCUACGUAAUUGGUUCUUGUAUCAAACAUAUUCCCAUUGCUGGUCGCAAUAUCACCUCUUUCAUACAGAGUUUAUUGCGAGAACGUGAAGUGGGCAUACCGCCAGAGCAAAGUUUAGAAACUGCCAAAGCGAUUAAGGAGAAGCACUGUUAUAUUUGUCCAGACAUUGCCAAAGAAUUUGCCAAAUAUGAUACGGAGCCGGGCAAAUGGAUACGCAACUAUACGGGUACAAAUGCGGUGACUAAGAAUCCAUUCAGCGUCGAUGUAGGUUACGAACGUUUCUUAGGACCUGAGAUUUUCUUCCAUCCCGAAUUUUCGAACCCCGAUUUCACAACUCCACUAUCGGAAAUCGUAGAUAAUGUCAUACAAAAUUGCCCGAUUGAUGUGCGACGACCCCUAUACAAUAAUAUAGUAUUGAGCGGCGGUUCCACGAUGUUCAAAGAUUUCGGACGCCGUUUACAGCGUGAUAUCAAACGAUCUGUUGACACACGCCUCCGAAUCAGCGAAAACUUAUCUGAAGGUCGCAUUAAGCCAAAACCAAUCGAUGUACAAGUCAUAACACAUCAUAUGCAGCGAUAUGCUGUAUGGUUUGGAGGCAGCAUGUUGGCAUCCACGCCUGAGUUUUAUCAAGUGUGCCACACAAAGGCUGCUUAUGAGGAAUAUGGUCCAGGAAUUUGUCGUCAUAAUCCUGUAUUUGGCACCAUGACAUAAUCAUAUAUGUAUCAGACUGUGCUCGCAGAAUUGUUUUCCUCCUCUACCUAUUAUGCAAUUUAUAAAAUUCCACUUAUUUUAAAAUUCUGUUUUAAGUACGUCGAUCGUGCAAUUUGGCAUCGUUUACGAAAACUCACAACGGUUAGCCAGAUAUAAUAUAAUUGAGGUUAACGCACACAUCAACUUUUUUUACGUACGCAGUGUUAAAUCUUCGUAAUACAAAAAAUGUAUCUGUGUAAUGUUGCUAAGUUGUAAUGUAACUCGUCUGUAACAUUAAAGUCAAUAACUAAGCUGCAUUUUUUCGUAUUAUUAAAAUUAGAAGUCUUAUUAUGCUUAUUAUAAUGAUAUAAAAGAUAAUUAUUUGAAUGGUGCCGACGCAUUUAUUGUAAUGUUGGCACUUUUAUACACAUACAUACGUAUUUGCGCUCUUCCAGUUGCUGAACACAAGUGCAAGUAAUGCAAUUAAGUUGAAUAUUUAUUUUUUCUGUGAAGCUAAUAUACUAUUAUAUUUAAUUGCUUUAUUUGCAUUACUUAUGCAAGCGUUGCAAAUGUAUGUUAUUCUAUUAUUAACGUAAAUUUCCAUGUUUAUGUUCAGCUAUUAAAAGUGAAACAAUAUAGUAUGAGAAAAUAUAUAACUAAAUAUUUAACAUUUUGGCCAAUUACAAUUAAAUUGAAUAAAAACUACGAAAAAAACUAUUAAUGAAUAGAAAUGUGCGAAUACACUGAAAAUAAAUUGUGUGAAGAAUGUGAUUCUUUAAGAGAAUUAAAUAAAAUCAAUGUGAAAUAAAAACCAACUUUCAUUUA